Molecule: messenger RNA, 7103 nt
Organism: Vespula vulgaris
Lineage: Eukaryota; Metazoa; Arthropoda; Insecta; Hymenoptera; Vespidae
Product: serine-rich adhesin for platelets-like
Exons: 7
Coding region: 717-5930 (1737 amino acids)
Biological process (GO): protein phosphorylation
Molecular function (GO): ATP binding; protein serine/threonine kinase activity
Source: RefSeq, a predicted model, not a curated record
CAAAAUCUCGAUGCACCUUUUUUUACUUAUAUGUGUAAGAAUAUGAUUUUGAAAUCAUAUAUAUAAAAUAAAUGACUUGUAAUAUCGAAUAUAACUAUAUCUAUAUAAGCGGCGUAUAAUAUAUAAAAUAAAGUAAACACGAAGAAGAAAGUAACAUAACGUUUCGUACUAGCAAAAAAAUCCGUUAAUAUGAUUAGAAAUUUACUCUGAAGCAUAUGUAACAUGAGAUUUUGUAUAAAUUUCACUAUCUUAUCAUUUUAUGUAAAAUCAUUCAUGUAUAUGCGUCUUCGUUUGAUUCUAAUUAUUUAGAAAAUUAUUAAUAAAAAAUAUAUAAGGGCGCACGUGCGUACGAGUAUAUAUAAACAUCAUUAUAUUCCAGAGUUGUAAUUAUUAGUGAUAGUAGUAUUUGUAUAUACGAGUUGUUGGAGUCUAGGUAAUAUAGUUAGACUGUAGGAAGGCUCAUACUAGGAAUCUAUUAUUACACUGGGUCGCUGCUUUAAACUCAGUCGGUCUUGGCAUCGCGAGCCGUGAGAACGCUUCAUCGUACACCUGAGCCGGCGAGAGCCGCGCACAACGCGUUCAGUCUUCUCUUGAACCGGCUCUUUCUUCGUUCGUUCCUCGUUCUUUGUCCUCGUGAUUUUUCUCUUUUCAUUUGUAAAGUUAAAAUAUCACAAAUUCGAAUUAGUAACGUACGUUGUUAGAAAGACGUGGUCAAGAUGCCGUACUACGGCGACAGUACGCCUUAUUAUUAUGGAGGAGCGUUUGCUAAUCAUAGUUCUCUUAUGACUGGAAUACCACGAAGUUUCCACAAUCCACUGUCUGCAAGAUUUGCACCACAUCUAUCAACGAUCACGGAAUCAUCGUUAAGCAAUCUACGACGUUAUUCACCUGUCAGCACGGUAACUACUCGCGUUAGACGAGUGAUUGAUACUGCCGAUAUUGAUGUAUCGACACCAAGAACUCUGUCAUCGAGGGAUGAAAAUCGGCAAAGAGAUAAUCGACUUCGCCGAGACAGGCCAACGAUAAAGAUAAGAUCGCAAGCGUUGAAAGAUAAUCCGGCGUUGCGAGAGCACAAUGAGAAGCACGAAAAGAGCGUAGGCGAACUGCUAGUGGAAAAAUUCUUAAUAAAGGAUAAGAAAGGACUUGAAGAUGAGGAAUCUCGAACGCGCGUUUAUCAUCAGGUGAGUCUCGAUCGAGAAAACAAUAUGCAGGACUUGCAGUCGAUGCAAGGAAGAAUAACGCGAAGGAUGACGAGGAGAAGAUCAUCAGCCGAUAUUCAACUCGAUGCGAAACAAAUCCAACGAGAAGUUGCUUACGCUCAGGUCCAAGCGAAGGUUUUGGAUAGUUUGGUAGCUGAGGAGCAAGCUGAAAUUGAGGAUGAAGUUAGAAGAGGUACUUUGAUUAGAAAAGGUAUUAUUAGAGGUUCCAGACCGAUCUCGUCUUUCUUUGGAGACAGCGAGGAAUCUGUAGAGGCUGAAGAUGAUGAAAACGAAACGGUAUCGAAGAUGAAGAAAACGUUUAAAAAGAUAAAGAAGAAGAAAAAAAUGAUGGAAAAAGCAUCUCCUACCGAUGAGAAGGAAAAAAAAGAAGAUGCGCUUGAAGUAAGACAAUCGAGUACCUCUUCCAACGAAACGUGUAACAUAGAAGAUGCGAAAAAAGAUGAAAGUCAGGAUGAAAAUAAAUCUGAAAAUAAAUCCGUUUACAAAAUCGAAGCAUCUAACAGCGUUGGUGACUUUUCCACAAUUUGGGUUAACGCAACUUCAGAAAAUAUGGAGAAAAAGGAAAGCAUUGAACAAUUCAGAGAAAGCAUUAGGAUUCCUGUUCCUAAAAAAGCUUUGGCUAAUGUUAAGCAGAUUGCGGACGUUGCCUCGGUACCGGAAAAUGGCAUCCUUGAAGAAAUCGAAACUAAGAUCGUAUUGCCAGUUCGUAAACCCUAUAUCAAAGAUUCGUCAAGAAACAGUGUAUAUCUUACUUUAAAAACGAACGAUAAAGAAAAGAAAAAGGUGAACGUUAAGGAUACCAACGUUUCUACUCUACAAAAAAUGUCUAACGGUGUAGAUGCUCUUACGAAGAAAGAUUUAUUGAAGCUUCGAGUUAGAGACACUUUGCAGAAAGUCUUAGAAAUCGGUAACGAGACUAACGAAGACGUUCCAUUCGAAAAAUCAUCGAAAUUUAUCAAAGACGCGAAAGAGAAAGUCGUAUCCAACGAAACGAAAGUUGAAAAAAAUAAAAAAAUAGGAAAGGCAAUUAUCGAUAACGCGAAUCUGUCAAAACCUAAAGACGACAUUGUGAAAAAAAAUGGAAGAGAUACGGUAUUGAUGGAUAAUAAUGCCGAAGUUAAAACGAUUAGCGUAGAUAAUUCAGAAAAAAAGGAAUCGAUAACAGCAAUGGAUAAAAGCUCGGAAACAUUGAAACAGAAAAUAAAUGAUGUCAAGGGUAAACGAAUCGUUGAGAAAACCGACGAAAGUAAAUUAGCUCAUAAAGAGGUCGAUAAUAAAAAAGAAGAAAAGACGAAAAACAAUGUUGACUUGUUGGCUAUCGGUGAUACGAAGAACAAAUUAGGAAUAAUUGAAAGCGAUAUAUCGAUGAAGAAUAGAGGGAUUCCUAUCUGUAAUGAUACGGGUGAAAACAGCGCCGCGGUGUCGUUGGUGCUUACACCGAACGCUUCGUGCCUGCCAAAACCGUCUAAAAUUAAUACGGAUGAAAAUAAUGCCGUAGAAGCGCCAGAGCUUUCGUUACGAGUGGCAGCGUACCUGGCAAAUCCACCAAAAAUUGAGAAUUUCGAGGACACAGCUGCGUCAUUAGCGGAAAAUACAAUAAAUAAAGAGGAAACCUUGAAGAGGAUUCCUCGUGGGAAGAGAAUCGAUGUGGAGAACGUGACCGGUACAAAAUCGAACGCAAUUGAUUCGGUGAUAGCCAAGUCCAAGGACGGUGACGUUCGUGCAACAAAAUUAAAUGCGAAGAAUAAGGACUCCUCGAAUAUUACGAAGGACGAUCUAAGAGAGACUAGAGACGCGAGUACAUCGAAGAACAUGAGCUCGUUGAAAUCCAUGAUGGCGGGGGGAAAUACGAAAGAGGUCGACGGCACGGCGACCGUUUUAUCGCGGAACAUGCCAACGAAUUCAACGUACACCAACAAAACUGAUGCUGCGUUCCAGAACACCGUCUUGCGUAAAGGACCGUCGUUGGUAGUAAAACAAAGUGCAGAAUCUAUUCCCGCGAAAUCUCUCAUGGAUGUGAAUGACAAAUCGAUUAACGGGAUGGAGAUAAUUAACACUCCGAUUAACGAAAAGAUGGUAGAUUUAUUGAAGAGCGAAUCCACGGAAUCAAUAGACUUUUGGAGCGAAAUCAAAAGUAACGAACCGAAACAAAUGCAUUCUAUCGAUGAUUCCAAAGUGGAAUCUAUUUCUUCGUCAUCGUCGUCGUCGUCGUCGUCAUCCUUAUCGUCGUCGAUAAAAAAGCAACCAGACGAUAAGGAAAAAGGAAGUGAUCUUAAAAUAAGCGUUGCACCCAGCACUCCAACAUACUUGUCCAGUAAUAUCACGACGACGACGACAAUGACGACGACGACGACGAUGACGGCGACAGCGAUGGCAACGAUGACAACGACAACGACGACGACAACGAUGACGACGGCAACGAGUUUUCCAGAAAAGCAACAGCGAGGAACGAUCGCAAAAAGUCCCUUCAGUGAGAGCAAGCUUAUCAAGAACAAAGAGAAAGUUACAUCUCCUGAAGCUGAAAAGGAGAAUAAGGAAACGAUAACGGGGGAAAAAAAGAAAAUACGUAAGAAAGCGGAUCUUGUGAUCUCAAUACCAUCUUCAUCGAAGGAUGUGUCCUCGACCGUGAAGAGAAAAAAUCCUCCGAUUAAACAAACCGAAUCCUCGGAUAAGACUCCAUCUUCAGUAGUAUCAUCACCUUCUACGCCAACUCAAUCUCAAUCUGAAUUUUCUACACCCAUCAGUGAGGUACCUUUUACCGCAGUACCCUUGAUAAAUAUCGUUGAAGCGUCACCAAUUAGCGAAUCUCAAAUACAGGAGAUAGACGAAGAAGAAGAGAGUCCUAGCACACCUACCAACGAAUGGACCAAUUCGCCCAUCGCACUGAUCUCAAAGUGGAGCAAUCAAGAUAAUCUUUCUAAUGCCGAUGAUCAUGAGAAAACUAUGACACCUGCUUCUUCCAACGAGGCCAGUCUUGUAGCGACACCCAACGAUAGUCAACAAGCUAGUCCGGAAUCCUCGAAGAAAAAGAAAAAGAUUGUUAAGAAAAGGAAAUCGAGCUCGAAAGAGAUCAGUAGCGAAGAGAACAAGAACGAACAAAAAGAUAGCAAAGGAUCACGCAACGAGACGAUAUCAAAGUCUCGUCAAGAAGCAACUAGCACUUUGAAACCUCCUGAAAGCAGUUCGUCGUCAAGAUUAAGUCCUAAGAACUCGCCUACUCAGAGACCGAUCGAUCUAAUAAGAAUGUUUUACACUACACCAUCUGCUUUACUCACGGCUACGCCAAGGGAUCUUUCCAAAGUCAGACGAGCAAAGAUCAAAAGAAAGAGACAUCAGUCGCGAACACCAUCAGUGAGUAGCGAUAGUACCGGAAGUACCGCCAGUACGGCUACUACCAGUAGCACCGAUGGUAGCAGUGCUUCGACCUGCACCGAAUUGGAUGACGAUCCAGAGCACAAGAGGAUGGCUUCGACGAGAAGCAACGAUUCUGGAUUCGAUGGUUCGCCAAGAAUUUCCAAUUGCGAUAUGGCCUGUCAUAAAAAGUGUGAAAAGCUCACAGGGAAUCUUUGUGGAUUGAAUCAAAAGCUCGUUGCCGAAGCUUUGCAAGCUCUUAAAAAGGCUCCGUCGCAAUCGUUAGAGAACCAAAGAAACUCGGACACGCCGGAUCAUUUUCCAAGUGGUCGUAUUACACCACCGGCCAUAAAUCUGCCAAGAUUCAAAAAGUACGCCGUAACGGAUUUUAACUUUCUCAAAGUCCUGGGUAAAGGUAGCUUCGGCAAAGUAUUACUAGCAGAAUUACGUGGCACAGAGUGCGUUUAUGCGGUUAAGUGUCUGAAAAAGGACGUCGUCCUCGAAGAUGACGACGUCGAGUGUACAUUGAUUGAACGUAAAGUUCUUACGUUGGCUACAAGGCAUCCAUAUCUCUGUCAUCUGUUCUGCACUUUUCAAACAGAUUCGCAUCUCUUCUUCGUCAUGGAAUAUCUUAACGGAGGAGAUCUUAUGUUUCAUAUACAAAAAUCUGGUCGAUUUCCCGAAGUUCGUGCACGUUUCUAUGCCGCUGAAAUUUGGUCUGGCUUGAAUUUCUUACAUAAGAAGGGUAUCGUUUAUCGCGAUCUUAAACUCGAUAAUGUGCUCUUAGACUUUGAAGGACACAUUAGGAUCGCUGAUUUCGGUAUGUGUAAAUUACAAAUAUUCCUGGAUAGAACUGCCGACACUUUCUGCGGCACCCCAGAUUAUAUGGCACCUGAGAUUAUAAAAGGAUUAAAGUACAAUCAAGCUGUAGAUUGGUGGUCAUACGGAGUUUUGUUGUAUGAAAUGCUAACAGGCCAAUCACCAUUUUCUGGUUGCGACGAAGACGAAUUAUUUUGGAGCAUUUGCAAUGAAAGACCUUUCAUACCUCGAUACUUGAGUCAAGAAUCAACAGAUAUGCUGGUCACUUUGCUAGAAAAAGAUUCUGGAAAGAGGCCACCUGCUCACGAAAUUGCAGUACAUCCCUUUUUUCAGUCUUUGCCUUGGGAUCGGUUAGAAAGGAGACAGCUUGAACCUCCCUUUAAACCAGCUUUGGAACAUACCUUGGAUACCAAAUAUUUUGACACGGCAUUCACAGUUGAAAGACCGCGACUCACGCCUAUACCUGAACAAAUUUUAUCUUCGAUGGAUCAAGGCGUUUUUCGUGGAUUUUCAUAUACGAAUCCAAAUGCGACAGACUGAUAUACCAAAAAGUUUGUUAGGAAUUUUAUAUUCUUCGCAUUCAACGUUCUAAUCCUUUUGAUUAUUUAUUAAAAAACAAGGAUGAACGUUAAGAAAUUUCUCUUUGAAAGAUAUCAUGAAAUUAAAGAACGAUCACAGUACACGGAUAUAAAGUUAUCCAGAAGGUUUUCUUUACGUUUACAUCCACGGAUCGUUUCUUCUGUCAUGAAAUUCUUUUGCUAAAUGUUCUUAUACGAGCAUGAGGUGAUACAUAUGUAUAUGAGCAUGAUAGAUAUUGUAAUUAAAACUUUUCUCUCUUUUUUUAAUGUUAGUAACAUUGGACACAUUAUGCAAUCGAUCGUUCAUUGACUGUAGUAAAUAUGGUAUAUUAGCAUAGUCAUUAGGAAAGGAAUAUACGAUUUUUGUUCCUUUUUUACACUGAUAUAAUGAGUUUUAUCUGUAUCUUGUUCUAAGUUUUCCCAUUUAAUAAUAUCAAAAAUGUAAAAAUUAGCUUUCAAACACAUACUAUUACGACGAUAAACAUGAAGAAGAAAGUACAAAAAACUCGCAUGGUUUCAAUAUUCGUUGUAGUCAGGUUUUCAAAGAUACAUAAUUAUCCAACGGUCAUACGAUUAUUAUAACAUUUGGCUUCACGUUACCGUAGCCAAGUUAUUAAUAUCAGAGUAUUUUAUUAGAUAGGACUACGAUAGACAAAAUCUCGAGUUUUUAGCUCAUCUGUUAUAAUUUCUCCUUAUUUACAAGUAUUUUUUGCUAUUCUUUUCUUUUUAAUUUAUAUUUCCUUCCAAUAUCUUUAUUCUUCUAAAAGUUUUACCAUUUCUUUCUCUGUAAUACAUCACGAUGAUGUCUUCUCCUACAGAUUCAUCUCCCACUCACUUUUCUUUCAUCCUCUCUUCGUUUGGCCGGCAACUUAUCCUUUUCCCUCCUCGAUCUUCCGCUCGUACAUUUAGCUCCUCGCAAACUACGCGCUAAUUUUAGACCGCCAAGGAAUUGGCAAAUUGGCAUAAGCUUUCGAACCGACGGACUCUAUUUCUUCUUCCUUUUCUCUCUUUCUCUAUGUCUUAUUCGCUUUUUCUUUUUUUCUCUUUCUUUGUAAAUCAUAAAAAACAUGGAAAAAUAGCAAUCUAAAAACAUGUAUGAGAUGUGACGAAAGAAUUAAAGUUAAUAUUAAGAAAU